Messenger RNA from Erythranthe guttata (spotted monkey flower), 970 nucleotides. The record is from RefSeq and is a predicted model, not a curated record. Lineage: Eukaryota; Viridiplantae; Streptophyta; Magnoliopsida; Lamiales; Phrymaceae.
CCUACUUCAAUUAUCAUCCACUAAAUACUAAAAAUCUUCUUUCUUUUUUUUGCCCCCUUUUUUCCUGGAUCUAUUGUGAUUCUCCAAAGUCAACUAUCUUUGUUAAAAAAAAGACAAGUAUAAAUAAAUUCAAAUCAACCCCUCAUUGUCAUGCAAAACAUAAAAGCCACUGUUUGUUUAGUGCAAUUCUCAUCUCUUUUAGGGCACAUUUCUUUAAUUUCUUGUGUGAGUGAUGGGGAGUGAAGAUGGUGCGUCUGCUCCUUCGACACCCGUGACUCCAGGAACCCCCGGUGCACCUCUCUUCGGAGGAUUCCGCCCCGAACGAGGCCGUAACGGAGGGCUAAAACCGUCUUUUCUCAGGAGCAGCUGCAAAUGCUUUGGUGUUCAUGAAUCUUGGGCUUUGGAGGAGGGGUCUCUGCCCCCUGUCACUUGUGCAUUGCCUCCACCUCCAAUCUCCCUCGCUCGAAAGGUUGGGGCUGAGUUAAUAGGCACAAUUAUACUGAUAUUCGCCGGAACCGCAACCGCCAUUGUGAACGAAAAAACCGGCGGAUCGGAGACUCUGCUCGGCCUGGCGGGGUCGACCGGACUAGCGGUGAUGAUAGUCAUACUCUCCACCGGACAUAUCUCCGGGGCCCACCUCAAUCCAGCUGUCACAAUUGCAUUUGCCGCUCUCAAGCAUUUCCCAUGGAAGCAUGUGCCGGUGUACAUCGGAGCACAAAUAGUGGCAUCGAUAUGUGCAUCGUUUAUGCUAAAGGCAAUAUUUCAUCCGACAAUGGGUGGCGGAGUGACGGUUCCUUCGGUUGGAUACGCGCAAACUCUUGCUCUGGAGUUCAUCAUUACAUUCAACCUCAUGUUUGUUGUUACUGCAGUUGAAACCAAUUUUGUUUUAACUUGCCGUAUGCCUUUUCUAUCAGGAUUAAUCAACUCUGGUUUUUAUGUUGAGUAAAAUGAACUUAUGGUGAAGUUUGAU